UUCCCCUGUCGAGCGGUCGACUGCACACGCUUGCACUGGCCGAACCGUCGGCAGUCGUGCCGGCGCCGCCGUCGGCGAUGGACCACGACGAGGACAGAUCGCUGUCCCUCGGGACGGAGGUCUCGGCCUCCGUGCCCCCGCCGAGCCCUCUAACGGGAUGCUACCUGCUCGCCGUCAUCGGGGAGCCCCACACUCACGAGCACAAGGAGAUUAUCCUGCAGCGCUUAGUUAAAGGACUGCUAUCAUGGGACGCUGGAGAGCACCAGGUCGAUUUGGAGAAGGAACUUGCUACCCUUACGGCACAGGCACCGGAAGGGGAGGAAGCUCGCUAUGGAGAGAGGCUGAUCCAGUUCGCCUCGGAGAACCUGGUGACGGAGAUCCUGAUCCACCCGCAGAUGAACACGCUGAUGCAGUGCAUGCGGAACCUGCUCAGCUCGUUCACGAGGCACAGGCACCUCGUGCACGCUGGAUACACCUUCGCCGGAAACGGCUCCUGGAUCAUGCAAGACGGGACCUUCUCCCUGGCAGACUUCACAGACGCAUACCAAGAGAACGAGGUCCAACGCGUUAUUCGCGCAUACGAGAACUCCAUCUCGAUCGAUGUCCACUGCUCUACCAGCGGCGGGGGCGAGUGGGGCAGGCUCCCCGAGAUGCCCUUCGUCAAAUACUGCAAAAUCAGGGUCAACCCUACUGAUAAACUGGACCCUAGCUCUCAGGCCAUCAAGGAUUUUAUCUCAUAUCUGAACCCGUACGUGGUUCCGGCUAGCUUGGAGCAACUCCUGGUUUCAAGCGACGUGGUCGGCAACAUCAGGUUCAGCCACCCGACGCUGUACGUGUUCCCGGGGGGUCAAGGAGACGCCGCAUUGUUCGGCAUUAACGGAUUUAAUAUGCUUGUUGAUGGCGGUUUCUCCCGCAAGGCUUGCUGGUGGGACUUCGCCCGUCACCUCGAUCGCCUCGACGCGGUCCUAUUCACAAGACUCAACAACUGCUCCGCCUCGGGAAUGUCGUCCGUGCUGCGCAGGAAGGCCACUGCUAAUGUUUACCCUCAAAUCGGACAUUUCUUCUGUAACUUAGAGGAACGUCGAGCUCUUACGAGCCCUGAUGGUGACAAGGACGCGGAUCCCUUGCUGGUGUCCCUGCUCCAGGAGGGCUCGGACAUGAUGACAGACCUGCGCCACAUCAACCUGAAGCCCCAACAAUGCUACAGAAGCCCCGACCCCAUCAAUCUUUACCACAAAGUCGGACAUGGUACCCUCGACAUGUACGUCCUGAAUCCGUCCAAAGACUCUAAGCACGUUCGUGAAUUCCUAAAGAAAUGGCAUGGCAGCGAUCAGAAGCUCUUCGAAGGAGCAAACAUUUCUGGUCAAUUCAACUUUCCCAUACCAAACUUGGUAUCGAUUUGCGCUCUAUUAGUUUGGCGACCAGCUAACCCCGACGAUACCAUAACAAGAAUCAUGUUCCCUGGGUCAACGCCCCAACAUAAAAUAUUUGAAGGCCUGGAAAAAUUAAAGCAUUUGGAGUUUCUUCAACAUCCGACGUGCACGGGAAGACAAAUGACGCCGGCACUUCUACCACCUGCUUCAGUUUCAUCAACAGCCUCAACACUAACCGCGACGAAAACUUCCAAAAUAAUUUCAAGGGUGGGUAAAGAACGAAAUAUUAUCACUGAAAAAUUGAAAGAAGAAAAACAUGAAAUAGAGUCACUAAAAGACAAAGAUCUCCUCAAAGAUCAAACAGAUUCUAAAAAUAUUAUAGAUAACAAACUGCUUAGUGAAUUAGCCGAACACGAUGAUAAAAAAAUAGAAUCAGUUCUUCAUGACGCUAUAACAGCGAGGCUGGAAACUAAAAUUGAUGAAAAGGUGUCCGAAUACGAAACCACGAUGACAGAUGAAGUACACAAAAAGAAAGAUAUCAAAAAGGACAUCAAAAAGGUUGUUGAUAAAAAAAUGAAACGUACUGAUAAAACCGAUGAAGUGAAAGAGACAUCAAUUAAAGCUACUGAAAUAAAAAAGGCCGAUGCCGAAAUAAAAGCUAAAACUGAAACAAAAAAGAAGACGGAAACUAGGAGCAAAAAUGAAAUGGCAACUGCUACGAGUAGAAGUAAAAUAAGUCAUCGCACUACUAAAACUAUUGAAAAAAAGACUACAGCCAGUACGACAGCAGAUAAAAAAAUUACUAUGGAUGAAAAGCGAUCACCUGUGACUACGCCUAAAAAGACAGUUGAAACUAAAACAAUAGCAACAGCACAAUCUGCUAUUAGAGAUAAAAUUAAAACGAAGACUAGAAAAUUGAGUCCUGGUAGUACACCCGCUAAAAGUGCCAAAGAAGCGAGUAAUCGCAGAGUGGCCGAAUCUAAAUACAAACAGGCUUCGCCAAAACGUGACGCUCCUCAAAAAUCUAAUGACAAAAAGGAAUCCAAGCCAAAACGCGAACCGAUUUCAAGGAGACCAAGACCAAUAGCAUCACCCGUUAAAGGGGUCAAAGCAAUAAAGAGCCCCUCGAAAUCGGUUAAGUCUAUUAAAGCUGAUUCAUCUAAACUAAAAGGCCUCCAAAGAGUAAAUUAUGAAGAUAUCCUAAAAGAUGCAAAGAAAUCCGACGAAGAAACCUCUAAGUCUCUUGAUGACAUCAAACAACAAGAGUUUGACGAAAGAGAAGAACAAGAGAUUGUGAGAGAAAUUGAAGCAGUUUUUAACAGAGACAGUGAGGCUGAGGAGAAAGUAGAGUUUGUUGGGAGAUCAGAUAUCGAAAAGAUAACUUGUUUACUCGAUAAUACAAAAACUGAAACGACUGCCGACGGUGAAUUUGAAGAAGAAUAUCUGAUUAUAGAAAAAGAAGAAGUUCCACAGUAUCCUUCUGAACCUGAAAUCGAACGUGAAAGUAGUCAUAAACAAGAAGAUGAACUACUUAAGCAUCUUAAGGACAAAGAAGAAUCAGAAAAGAAAAAAGAUGAUGUAUCUGGCCUUCAAGUAGCUAAACCUGAAGAAGAACAUCUUAAAGGUGAAAUUAAUUUAGAAAUCGAAGCUAAACAAGCGGAAUCUAAGGAACACUCCAUCAGUGUAGAAGAAAAACAGGACAUUAGCAGUGAAAAGAAAACGUCAGAUAGUAAAAGCGGUCCUGUUAAGCCUAAGGACUCACUCGAGCUGGUGCCAGAAUCACAUCCCGAUGAAAAAAUUUCUACAACAGUUGAAUCAGGAGCAACUACUGCACCAACUUUACCAGAAGAUGAACGAAUCACACUUGACGAUAUUAAAGAAGAUCAUCGAGUAGAAGAAAAGCACGUACAAGAAGAAACAAAGGAAUUUGUACCACCACAAACAUUAAUAAACAUUCCGGAGCCUUUGACGAAAGAGAUGAACUUGAAAGGUGAGGUACAGUCAGUACCUAUCAGAGAGAUCGUUAAGACUCCUGAUGAGGUGGCAGAUCUACCUCUUCAUGAAGAGGUAGAUUACCAAACGUUUGAAGAAAAAAAGACACCUAUCGAAGAUGAUAUUUACAAACAAAAGCCCGGGCGAUUUGUUUCUGAAACGAAGGUUCCAAAAGAUCUACCAAUUCCCGACAAAGAUACUCCAAUUCUUUACAAAGUUAUGAAAACAAUCGAAGACGACGUUAUAAUCAAAACUGUUGUAAAACCCUCGCAUGCUGAAAUUGUAACUGUGACUCCUGGUUCAGCCCCAGACUCACCAAUAUACCAACAGAUGAAACUGUCUUUAACACCUAGUAAAGAUCUUCAGCCAGUUAAGGAAUAUAGCGGAGAGUAUGAGUAUGGGCAAUAUACCGAGAAAUUAAGAGAAACUCAUAUCACCACUCUAGAUUCACCGAUAAAUGACGAUGUUAUAGUUAUUGAAGAAAUCCCUCACAUGCCUGAGAAGAUACCAUCAAUUCCUGAAGAUGUUGAGAAAGAAAUAGAAGAAGCUCAAAAGCUGGAAAUGGCUGAUAAACCUCCGCUUAGUCCAAAAGAUGUAGAGAAAAUUGUAGCUGACGUCGCUGAGGUUUUAAAAUCGGAAAAAAGUCUCGAAGAAAUCAUGGCUGGAAAAUCCCCAACAAUGAUCAGGAAAUCACCGGAGGUCCACUAUAAAAUUGAUGAAACGAUAGCUAAUACUGAAACAAUGACAGAAAUGCUUUUGUCGUCUGAAAAACAAGUAACAAAUAAUUUGAUACAGGAAAUAAAAAAAUCGAAAAUUGAAACAACCAGUGAAAUAAGUCCUGAUAUAGCAUGUAAAGAAGUAUCACCUAUAAGGUCUUUAACAUCUGAAGAAGUAAGUGAUGUUUCAGAUAAAACUGUUUUCAGCGAAACAAACAAAGUGAAAAAUGAUUCACCUUUACUAUUAGAGAAGGUAAAGGAUGAUAAAACCAAAACUACAAUGAAAAAGGAAUUCUUGUUAGAAGAAACAGAAAAAAUAAUUGAAAAACCACAAGAUAUGUUGAAAAAUCAAGUAGGUAACGAAUUGGUUCAGAUUGAAAACAAACAAGACAAAUUUGAUAGUGAUCUAGAGAUAAUGGAGUCACAGUCAAAACUUAGCACAACUUUACAAUCUGCCAAGACUUUAGAAAAGCUAGACGAAAAGCUAGCAAAUCUAAAAAGCAGAGAGGAAAUGCCAACACCUAAAGCAGAAGCCAAAGAGGAAAAAGCUGCUAAAAUAAUCGUUUUAACUAAAAUCAAAGAAUCCCAACAGAUAGUUGAUACUGAUAUUCAAGAAUUCGACGCGUCUCAGUUAGGUACAAUCGUGGUAGAUGACAAAACGGAAAGCCACUUAGAUAAAAAGGCAAUAAGCUCAGUCAAGCCUGGCAUGAAGACACCAAGCCCUAACAAAGAUGAUGAGGGCACACCAAUGUCCAUUAAAGAGGGUGAGAAGGUGCCGAGCUCAAUCAAAGAAUUUGAAAAAGUACCAAUUUCUAUCAAAGAUGACACCAAGGUACCAAACCUUAUCAAAGACGAUGAGAAGGCACCAAGUCCUAUAAAGAUUGAAGAGAAGGCGCCAAGCUCAAUCAAAAAUGAAGAGAAGAAACCAGUUCCUAUCAUAGAUGUAGAAAAGGCGCUGAGCCCAAUCACAGAUGAUGAAAAGGCGCCAGUUGCUAUCAAAGAUGAAGAAAAGGCGUCAAGCCCAAUCGAAGAUGCUGAGAAAGAGCCAAUGCACAUCACAGGUGAUCAGAAGGCACCGAGUCCUAUUAAGGUUGGCGAGAAGGUGCUGAGCCCUGUCAAAGACGAUGAGAAGGCGCCUAGCCCAAUCAAAAAAGACGAGAAGGCGCCAAGUCCUAUCAAAGAAGACAAGAAGGCGCCAAGCCCUAUCAAGGAAGAUGGGAAGGUACCAAGCUCUGCUAAAGAUAUGGAGACCACUCCAAUAUCCAUCAAUGAAGACGAGAAGGUGUCGAGCCCAAGAAAAGAUGAUGAAAAGGUACCAAUUGCUAUCAAAGGUGACGAGAAGUCACCGAGUUUUACAAAGGAUGACGAGAAGGCGCCAAGCGCUUUCAAAGAUGACGAACAGGUAGCAGUUUCUAUCAAAGAUAGCACCAAAGCGCCAAGCCCUAUCAAAGACGCUGAAAAGAGACCAGCUCUAAUCGAAGACGAAAAAAAGGCGUCAAGCCCAUUCGAAACUCUUGAGAAAGACGAUAUGCCCAUCAAAGAGGAUGAGAAGGUGUCAGUUCCUACCAAAGAUGAUCGGAAGGCAACAAGUCUUACCGAAGAAGUUGAGAAAGCUCCAAAACCAAUAGAUCUUGAUGAAAAAGUAACAAGCUUAACUCACCUUGAUGACAUCAAAACUCUGUCAUUUGAUCAAACAGAAGAAGAAAGUACAAUGAAGAAAUUGGUUGAAAGUAGUUUUACAAGUGCCGUAACAACCACUACUUCAGAGGACGUAAUUACACAUAAAGACCUGGUUUCGACGUUUUUGGAUAUGGAACGACAACAGAUCAGCAGUACAAAAACAACCCCAUCUAGUCAACUUGAACAGAUAAUACCAAGCUAUACCGAAAUUAAAGAGAAGAAACCGGUGCCAAUCAAAGAUGAUCUGAAGGAAACGAGUCCUAUCAAGGACGAUAAGAGCAUCCCAAUACCCAUUGAACAAGAUGAGAAAGCGCCAAGCCCAAUCAAGGAAGACGAAAGGGCGCUAAGCUCUAUCGAAGUUGUUGAGAAAGAACCAAUGCACAUCACAGGUGAUCAAAAGGCACCGAGUCCCCUUAAAGUUGGUGAGAAGGCUCUCAGCCCUGUCAAGGACGAUGAAAAGGCACCAAGCCCAAUCAAAGAUGAUGAAAAAGUGCCAAGCCCAAUCAAAGAAGAUGAGAAGGCACCAAGUCCUAUUAAACAAGAAGAGAAGGCGCCGAGCCCUGUCAAGGACGACGAGAAGGCACCAAGCCCAAUCAAAGAUGAUGAAAAAGCGCCAAGCCCUGUCAAGGACGAUGAGAAGGCACCAAGCCCUGUCAAGGACGAUGAGAAGGCACCAAGCCUAAUCAAAGAAGAUAAGAAGGCGCCGAGCCCUGUCAAGGACGUUGAGAAGAUAUCAAGUCCAAUCAAAGAUGACGAGAAGGCGCCGAGCCCUGUCAAGGACGAUGAGAAGGCACCAAGCCUAAUCAAAGAAGAUGAGAAGACGCCGAGCUCAUUCAAAGACGAUGAGAAGGCACCAAGCCUAAUCAAAGAAGAUGAGAAGGCGCCGAGCCCUGUCAAGGACGUUGAGAAGACAACAAGUCCAAUAAAAGAUGACGAGAAGGCGCCGAGCCCUGUCAAGGACGAUGAGAAGGCACCAAGCCUAAUCAAAGAAGAUAAGAAGGCGCCGAGCCCUGUCAAGGACGUUGAGAAGGUAUCAAGUCCAAUCAAAGAUGACGAGAAGGCGCCGAGCUCUGUCAAGGACGAUGAGAAGAUAUCAAGUCCAAUCAAAGAUGACGAGAAGGCGCCGAGCCCUGUCAAGGACGAUGAGAAGGCACCAAGCCUAAUCAAAGAAGAUAAGAAGGCGCCGAGCCCUGUCAAGGACGUUGAGAAGAUAUCAAGUCCAAUCAAAGAUGACGAGAAGGCGCCGAGCCCUGUCAAGGACGAUGAGAAGGCACCAAGCCUAAUCAAAGAAGAUAAGAAGGCGCCGAGCCCUGUCAAGGACGUUGAGAAGAUAUCAAGUCCAAUCAAAGAUGACGAGAAGGCGCCGAGCCCUGUCAAGGACGAUGAGAAGGCACCAAGCCUAAUCAAAGAAGAUAAGAAGGCGCCGAGCCCUGUCAAGGACGUUGAGAAGAUAUCAAGUCCAAUCAAAGAUGACGAGAAGGCGCCGAGCCCUGUCAAGGACGAUGAGAAGGCACCAAGCCUAAUCAAAGAAGAUAAGAAGGCGCCGAGCCCUGUCAAGGACGUUGAGAAGAUAUCAAGUCCAAUCAAAGAUGACGAGAAGGCGCCGAGCCCUGUCAAGGACGAUGAGAAGGCACCAAGCCCAAUCAAAGAUGACGAGAAGGCGCCGAGCCCUGUCAAGGACGAUGAGAAGGCACCAAGCCUAAUCAAAGAAGAUGAGAAGGCGCCGAGCCCUGUCAAGGACGUUGAGAAGAUAUCAAGUCCAAUCAAAGAUGACGAGAAGGCGCCGAGCCCUGUCAAGGACGAUGAGAAGGCACCAAGCCCAAUCAAAGAAGAUGAGAAGGCACCAAGUCCUAUUAAACAAGAUGAGAAGGCGCCGAGCCCCGUCAAGGACGACGAGAAGGCACCUAGCCCUAUCGAAGUUGUUGAGGAAGAACCAAUGCACAUCACAGGUGAUCAGAAGGCACCAAGCCCAAUCAAAGAUGACGUGAAGGCGCCGAGCCCUGUCAAGGACGAUGAGAAGACACCAAGACAAACCAAAGAUAACGAGAAGGCGCCGAGCCCAAUCAAAGAAGACGAUAAGGCGCCAAGCCCAAUCAAAGAAGAUGAGAAGGCACCAAGUCCUAUUAAACAAGAUCAGAAGGCGCUGAGCCCCGUCAAGGACGACGAGAAGGCACCUAGCCCAAUCGAAGUUGUUGAGGAAGAACCAAUGCACAUCACAGGUGAUCAGAAGGCACCAAGCCCAAUCAAAGAUGAUGAGAAGGCGCCGAGCCCUGUCAAGGACGAUGAGAAGGCACCAAGCCCAAUUAAAGAAGAUGAGAAGGCGCCAAGCCCUAUCGAAGUUGUUGAGGAAGAACCAAUGCUCAUCACAGAUGAUCAGAAGGCACCAAGCCCAAUCAAAGAUGUUGAGAAGGCGCCGAGCCCUGUCAAGGACGAUGAGAAGGCGCCGAGCCCAAUCAAAGAAGACGAUAAGGCGCCAAGCCCAAUCAAAGAAGAUGAGAAGGCACCAAGUCCUAUUAAACAAGAUCAGAAGGCGCUGAGCCACGUCAAGGACGACGAGAAGGCACCUAGCCCAAUCGAAGUUGUUGAGGAAGAACCAAUGCACAUCACAGGUGAUCAGAAGGCACCAAGCCCAAUCAAAGAUGUUCUGAAGGCGCCGAGCCCUGUCAAGGACGAUGAGAAGGCACCAAGACCAAUCAAAGAAGAUGAGAAGGCACCAAGUCCUAUUAAACAAGAUGAGAAGGCGUCGAGCCCCGUCAAGGACGACGAGAAGGCACCUAGCCCAAUCAAAGAUGAUGAAAAAGCGCCAAGCCCUAUCAAGGACGUUGAGAAGGCACCAAGCCCAAUCAAAGAUGACGAGAAGGCGCCAAGCCCUAUCAAGGACGAUGAGAAGGCACCAAGUCCUAUUAAAGAAGAUGAGAAGGCGCCAAGCCCAAUCAAAGAAGAUGAGAAGGCGCCGAGCCCUGUCAAGGACGUUGAGAAGGCACCAAGCCCAAUUAAAGAAGAUGAGAAGGCGCCAAGCCCUAUCGAAGUUGUUGAGGAAGAACCAAUGCUCAUCACAGAUGAUCAGAAGGCACCAAGCCCAAUCAAAGAUGUUGAGAAGGCGCCGAGCCCUGUCAAGGACGAUGAGAAGGCGCCGAGCCCAAUCAAAGGAGACGAUAAGACGCCAAGCCCAAUCAAAGAAGAUGAGAAGGCACCAAGUCCUAUUAAACAAGAUCAGAAGGCGCUGAGCCACGUCAAGGACGACGAGAAGGCACCUAGCCCAAUCGAAGUUGUUGAGGAAGAACUAAUGCACAUCACAGGUGAUCAGAAGGCACCAAGCCCAAUCAAAGAUGUUCUGAAGGCGCCAAGCCCUGUCAAGGACGAUGAGAAGGCACCAAGCCUAAUCAAAGAUGUUGAGAAGGCACCAAGCCCAAUCAAAGAAGAUGAGAAGGCGUCAAGCCCAAUCAAAAAAGACGAGAAGGCACCAAGUCCUAUUAAACAAGAUGAGAAGGCGCCGAGCCCCGUCAAGGACGACGAGAAGGCACCAAGCCUAAUCAAAGAAGAUGAGAAGGCACCGAGUCCUGUCAAGGACGUUGAGAAGGCACCAAGCCCAAUCAAAGAAGAUGAGAAGGCGCCAAGUCCUAUUAAACAAGAUAAGAAGGCGCCGAGCUCUAUCAAGGAUGAUGAGAAGGCACCAAGCCUAAUCAAAGAAGAUGAGAAGGCGCCGAGUCCUGUCGAGGACGUUGAGAAGGCAUCAAGCCCAAUCAAAGAUGACGAGAAGGCGCCGAGCCCUGUCAAGGACGACGAGAAGGCAUCAAGCCCAAUCAAAGAAUAUAAGGAAGCGCCGAGCCCUGUCCAGGACGAUGAGAAAGUACCAGCUCGUAUCGAAGAAGAUGACAAAGCACCGAGCCUAAUCGAUACUGUUGAGAAAGAACCAAAAUCAAUUUAUCUUGAUAAGAAAGAUACAAGCCUGGGUCACUUUGAUGCCAUCAAAAUUCAGUCAUUUGAUCAAACAGAAGAAGAGAGUACAAUGAAGAAAUUGGUUGAAAGUAAUUUUACAAGUGCCGUAACAACCGCUACUUCAGAGGACGUUAUUACACAUAAAGACCUGGUUUCGACGUUUUUGGAUAUGGAACGACAACUCAUCAGCAGUACAAAAACAACUGUAUUUAGUCAACUUGAACAGAUAAUACCAAGCUCUACUGAUAUUAAGGACAAGGAACAAGUGCCUAUCAACGAUGUUCUGAAGGAACCGAGUCACAUCAAGGACGAUGAGAAGGCACCAAGCCUAAUCAAAGAAGAGGAGAAGGCAUCGAGCCUUAUCAUAGGCGAAGACAAAGUACCAAGCCCAAUCAAAAAAGACGAGAAGGUGCCAAGCGCAAUCAAAGAUGUUGAAAAGGUACCAAUUUCUAUCAAAGACAAAGGAAAGUCGUCAAGCCCAAUCGAAGUUGUUGAGAAAGAACCAAUGCACAUCACAAGUGAUCAGAAGGCACCAAGUCCUUUCAAGGUUGACGAGAAGGCGCCAAGCCCAAUCAAAGAUGAUAAGGCACCAGUAUAUAUAAAAGAUGAUACCGAGGCGCCAAGCCCCAUUAAAGAUGAACAGAAACCACUAGUCUCUGCCAAAGACGAUGAGAGCGCACCUGUUUCUGUCGAGAAAGCCGAGAAGGCACCGAGCCCUGCAAAAGAUGAGGAGAAGGCACCAAGUCCUAUCAAGGUUGACGAGAAGGCUCCAAGCCCUGUCAAAGAUGAUGAAAAGGUAACAGUUUCUAUCAAAGACAAAGCAAAAGCGCCAAGCCCGAUCGAAGUUAUUGAAAAAGAGCCAAUGACCAUUAAAUUGGAUGAGAAGGUGCCGAGCUCUAUCAAAGGUGAUGACAGGGUGCCAGUUUCUAUCAAAGACAAAGCAAAAGCGCCAAGCCCGAUCAAAGUUGUUGAAAAAGAGCCAAUGACCAUCAAAACGGACGAGAAGGUUGCGAGCUCUAUCAAAGGUGAUGAAACGGUGCCAGUUUUUACCAAAGACGAAGAAAAGGUGACAAGCCAAAUCGAAGUUGUUGAAAAAGAGUCAAUGCCCAUCAAAAUCGAUGAGAAGGUGCCUAGCCCUAUAAAAGACGACGAGAAGGCGCCAAGCCCUAUCAAGGUUAACGAGAAGGCUCCGAGCCCUGUCAAAGAUGAUGAAAAGGUACCAGUUUCUAUUAAAGACAAAGCAAAAGCGCCAAGCCCGAUCGAAGUUGUUGAAAAAGAGCCAAUGCCGAUCAAAACGGAUGAGAAGACGCCGAUAGAUGACACCAUGGUGCCAAGUCCCAUCAAAGAUGAACAGAAGCCACCAAGCCCUGUCAAAGGCGAUGAGAGCGCACCUGUUUCUAUCGAGAAGGCACCGAGCCCUGCAAAAUUUGAUGAAAAAGUACCAGUUUCUAUCAAAGACGAAGAAAAGACACCAAGCCCAAUUGAAGUUGUUGAGAUAGAACUAAAGCCCAUCAAAAAGGAUGAGAGGGUGCGAAGCCCUGUCAAGGUUGAUGAGAAGGCACGAAGCUUUAUCAAAGACUAUGAGAGCGCACAGGUUUCUACUAAAGAUGAUGAUAGGGUACCAAUGACUAUCAAAGAUGAUGAAAAGACACCAAGCCCUAUCAAAAGUGAUGAGAAAGCAUCGAGUCCUAUCAAAGGUGAUGAAAAGGAACGAAUGCCCAUCAAAGAGGAUGAAAAAACACUAAGCCCAACUGAACUAGUCAUAAAAGUGCCUACGCAAACCAAUGAUGUUGGCAAAGCUACAAUUCCUAUAAAAGAUGCUGAGAAGACACCAGUGCAAAUUAAAAAUGUGGACAAGUUACAUAGCUCUACCGGAGAUGAGGAGAAGAAACCAACUCCUCUCAAAGAUCAGGUGAACGAGCCACUCCCACUGCCUGUGAAGUCAGAUAAGCAUCUACUAAAACAAAUCAAUGAGAAGAUCGUUGCUUCUGAAGAGCUUCCUGAAAAUACACAAAGCCUACUCUACGAACAAAAGUCUGAAACAAAAACAAAACCAUUAGUUUCAAAUAAGCAAACGUCCCAUGGAAGAGAUGGAAGUGAAACAUGUUACAAAGAGAAUGGCUUCGCUUUGCACGAUGAUACACCAACGUUUGUUGAAGAAUCAACGAAGUUGGACCUGUCUUUGAUGAAACUAGAUUUCGGUCCAGAUAAAAUUGUAUCUAAGGAAAAGACGACAUCAAAAUCAACCAACGACAUCAAAUCUGAUGUCACUGCGGCUAAGGAUAAAACAAGUGUGGAAAAGUCAUCUGAGCACCUAGAUGCUACGAAAAAAGGGUCUGCUUCAGAAUUAGAGCUAUUAAAGGACAAUACGACUUCUGAAAAUGAUUCCUUAACUCAAUUUUCUGACAUGAAACGAAAAACAACCGAUACAAUACAAAAAAUUAGCUUUACCGCAUUUGAAAAAACGUCAUCGCUACAAGAAGGUGAAAAGUCUAUGAGUGCUGAUAAAAUUGAACUUCUCACUGAAGCAGCAGAAAAAACAGCUUCACUUAAAUUGAAAGAUUCUAUUGAACUAAGUUCCAAAGAGGCAUUGACGAAAUCGGUUUCGACUGACUCAGAAAAAUGUCAAGACAAAGAAAUUCAUAAGAUUGAAACUGAAAUAUUCUAUGAGAAACCAGCUUAUUAUCAUUCAACUGGAGAUGAAGUCACAAACAAAAUAACAAAUGGUACACAAAAAAAAGUUACCACCAUCGAUGAUUUCUCUUUACCUAUUCUACAGUCUGAAGUAUCUCUCAGCAAUGUUCCCGCAGAAGAACGUGAUCAAGAGAGAGAAAGGCAGGCCGAUGGAGUGAACGAUAAAGAAUUGGCUCCAAAAGAACUGAAGAUUAUUUCUAGGUUGGAAAUUGAUUCAGAAAAACAAGACGACAAGGUAAAAGGCAUUGAAGAAAUUUGUGUUCAUGCAACAGAAUCAGAACUAGAUAUUAUGCGAAAUUAUAAUGAGGAGGAUUCUAAUUUUAGUAAAAAAACAAUCACAAAAAAGAAGGUCCCAGUUCAAUUAAGCGAACAGAUAGAGAUAGUGGGAAAAGAUAAAAUCCUGCCAGAAUUCGAUGAAUCAAACCAACUUCCAAAACCAGUAAAAAUUAUUGAUAAAAAAGAAAAAACAAUUGCAAAAAGCACAUUAGAUAUCAUUUCUGACCCACUUGAUGUAAAGCAAGUACGUUUAGAAAAAGAUAUUUCUAGUUCCGAUUCAUGUUUCGUCGAUGGUGUGAAACAAAAAGUAAAUAAAAUUGAUGAAACAGAUAUUAAGCAAGUGGAUCUUGAAAACCUCGAAAAGGCUGUUAGCUCUGACACGACGGACAAAAUUGUUCCCAGUUCCACGGAUAGUAAAGGAAAAGCACCCGAAAAAUCUGAUGAUAAAUUACCAAGUUCAAUAAUAUCCGACCCGAAGGAGCCAAGUCCCAACAAGUUUGAUUCGGUGGUACUAAGCGCAGAUAAGCCUGAUAAGGAAACACCUAGCUUAGAGAAACCUGAUCAAAAAGCAUCUAAGCCAGAACAAUCAAUACCCGAUGGCCAGAAAUAUAGCCAUGAUAAAGCUCCGCAAAAGGAAGCAACAGUGAAGGAUUUGACAUAUGAAGAACAAGGUGUUGACGAAUCACUAACUGAAUCUAAAGUAACCACGAUCAAAAAAUUAGUUAAAGAAAGACCACUUCUGUCCGAAACAGAAUCCACACAAAAGGUACAAGACUGUCACACUUCAAAUGUAUUGGUACGUGAGGGUAGUUCCGAGGAUGUUUCUAAGGAUAUUAGUCUGGAAGAAAAACAUAGCUUUGAAACUAGUGAAAAAAAGACUGUUAAGCUUGAUGCUGAUUCACUUCUUAUGGAAAGCAGUAGUACUGUUUUAGAUUCUGUUCAACACACUCAAGAAACAGAGUCGUUCACAUUAUUCCCAGAAUCAAAAUCUAAAUAUGAAAGCAAAAUAUUAACAAGGACUGAACUCGGGUCUUCAAAGGAAGAAAUUGCAUUUUCAGAGACAUCUGAUUCUGGUGUACAUAGCAUUUUAAUGGAUGUCGAUCACACAGCAUCCGGUUCCGAUGAACCUUGGGUUGAUCAAUUAACAAAACAUAGUGCUGUCCGCCUAAUGGAAUCUAUUAAUAAAGCUUUCGAGAUGGAAACUGUACAGCAAGGUAUUAAAGUAGAAAAUAUUGAACCUUUGGUUGCAAGGCCAGAUAUCGAAAGGAUGUCUACUCCGCCCACAGUACCUGUCAGUCCACUGCCUAAAACUCCUAGUAACUUCCAAGACAUCAAAAUAUCUGAUGGAAUCCAAAGCGAAGUUACAUACGAUAAAUCGGAAGAUAGUGAAGAAACAAUAACCAAAGUAGUACACGUUGGUGAAGAUGUUCUGACACAAAAAAUAUCUACGUCAACAGAAAAAGUUCCCAAAUUACCUAAAUCCUCCGUCGAAACUGAUGAUGACUCAGACGCCAUAGCUCUCAUGCAGACAGUAGGCAAAAUUCAAACUGAAACCGACACGGUCACUAAAAUAAUCAAAGAAGGUGAAAAUGUUGUAACGCAAACAAUAACAACGGUUACAACAAAAGAAAUAAUUUCUAGAGAAGACGGGACACCGCAGAACAUCAAAACAACAAUUGAAACAACAACACUAAGUAAGGGGCAAGACGGAUCAACAACUACAACAAAAGAUACAGAAACUCUAGUUUCGGAAUGUUCGUCAAGUCUUAGAUCUACAUCUCAGUUGGACAUGUACUCAACGGAGAGCCGAUCGGACUAUACUGAAACUACUGAAAAAUCGGAUACAUUAGGUAGUUUCCAACUGAAAUUUACUAGUGAGAAAGAACAGGAUGCAUCAAGAACUCUUGUUGGCGAAGUCGACGAGUUAGAUGACAAUAUUGAAGACACCAUAAUUGACACUGACGUCAGCAAGAGGAUUAUAAAAGAAAAUAAUAUUGAUAUAGUUGAAACGAUCACUACAAUUACCAAAAAAGAAACUGUUAGAAUUGAUGAUAGCAAAAAAAUAUUAAGGACAACAAUUGAAACCAAUGUUACAAAGGAGUACCCAGACGGUUCAAAAGAUGUCCAAAGAAACGUUGAUGUCAAAACUGAAGAAUUAAUCAUGGAUUCUACAACAAACCUCGAUAAAAUACUAACAAAUUUUACCAUCUUCGGUGAACCAGAGGAAAGUAUUACAACAAAAACGGAAGAAAUUAAACAAGAAGAUUUUAUUAUCAAACGAACAAUAGUCACUAGGAUUAUCAAAACAAAAUACGCUGAUAAAGAUGGGAUACCGCGGAAAAUAAAGACGUUUACAUCUGUUACAACCACUGACGCUUAUCCCGAUGGAUCGGCUCGCACUAAAGUAAAUUCUAAUACUACCUUGACCGAAAUCAAUGAUGAGAUAGCUUCGAAUUACGAACUACAAGGUUUUACUGUAAUUGAAGACAAAGUUGUCGAAAGAAACGUCCAAGAUAAAUAUGUAGUCAUUAAUGGUAAAAAUGUAUUACAAACGAUAACAAUAACUACAACGAAAGAGUUAUUAACAAAUAAAGAUAAAAUAAAGAAAAAGAUUAGAACCACUGUCGAAACGGUGACAGAAACACACCUUCCUAAUGGCAUGACUGAAGUCACCAGAGAUUUGAAGGUCUCAAUUUCUGAUCAUAGUCAUGAAAGCUUCGAUGAAGCAUUCGAUGGUUUCGUCCAAUCCACUGAACCUCUAAUUGAGACAUCAGUGACUGAAGAUUCUAUUGAAGAAAACGGAGAGAAAAUAAAAAGGAAAACCUACACUACAACUACUAUUAAGAAAUACGUAAAUGCGUUAAAACGUAUAGAAAGAACUCAAACAAUUGUCAAAGUUGUUACUGAAGAUGAGCAUCUUGAUGGUUCGGUCAUAACUAAGACAAGUGAAAAGAUGUCUUUGGUCGAUGAUAUCGUGGACAAAAUUCAAAAUGGCCAUCUUGAUAGGAAUGAGACGGAAGAUUCAUUCAAAAAGCCAGAACGUCAGGAUGACAAAGUACUAGGUCAACAAGCGGAAAAAGUAGAAGAUGACGGUGACCUUCUGAUCCAGGAAUCUAAAAUUGAUGCAGCUCUAAAAGAUUUAACUCCUACUGACGAACCAGAGGUGACUGAAACGACAAGCAUAGAAGAAAUCAAAGAAAAAGAUUUCAUCAUCCAUAGAGAAAUUAUCACAAGAAUAGUGAAAAUCAAAUACGCUGAUAAAUCAGGGAUGUUGAAAAAAUUGAGGACUACGACGACAGUUAAAACAACUGAUAAGUAUCCUGAUGGUAGUGCAAGAACACAAACAGAAAGUAAUACUACCCUUACAACGAUAGGCACCGGUGAGUCUGAUGAAGAUUUAGAAGGAUUUAUACCUGCAGGCGAGCCGCGGCAAAGUAUUAAAACACAAAUAAAUUCUAUGAUUGAAAACAACAUCGAAGUUUUGAGGAAAGUUACAGUUACAACGGUUGAACAUGAGUUUAUCAACAUGCAAAGAAAAAUUAAGCGACUCAAGACUAUUGUAAAAACAGAUAUAGAAGACCAACAUCCAGACGGUUCUGUAUUUUCAAAGACAAGUGAAAAGGUUUAUAUUGUAGAUGAAAAUCUGGUGUCUUUAAACGACAGUGACAUUGCUGUAUCUGAAACAGCAAACAUUGAAAAAGCUCUUGAAAAUCUGACAGCAGAAGGUAAAGUAGAAGAGACAGAAUCCACUCAGACAGAGGAAGUCAAAGAAAAUCAUGUUAUAAUCAAGAGAACUAUCGUAACUCGCAUAGCAAAGACAAAAUAUGUAGACGAUGAAGGAAUUGUUAGAAAAAUCAAAGUGGUGACGAUGAUCACAACUACGGAUCAAUAUCCAGAUGGUUUGAUUCGUACUAAUGUCGAAACCAGCACUUCAGUUAAGGAAAUUGAUGAAUCAAAGGUCGAAUUUGAUAUCCAAAAGGCGGAAAGCUCUUACCUAAAAUCAUCACCAGUAAAAGAGGAAGUGACCCCUGAAGAUGAAAAAAUAAAGAUAGCGCUCAAAGAUUUAGUACCGUUCGACGAACCUGAAGUGAUAGAGACAUCGGAAACACAAGAAAUUGUAGAGAAAGAAACAAUCAUUCGCCGACUCAUCGUCACUAAGAUAGUCAGAAUAAAAUAUGCUGAUAGCAAAGGAGUUCUAAGAAAACUUAAAGAAACCACCACGAUUACGAAAACGGAUACCUACCCUGACGGUUCCUCGCGUACUGGAGUAGAGAGCAGCACAGUACUCUCCGAUAUAAAUCACGAUGAAGUAGACAUUGUAGGGGAAAACCUAGAUGGAUUUGAAGAAGCAGGUGAACCAAAAGUACAUACAACUACUGAAAUUGAUGUAAUCACUGAGAACGGUAUCCUAAUUACACGAAAAACUACAACAACCACAAUAGUUAAAGAAUUCCAUAAUUUCACAAAUAACAUCAUGCUAACAAAAACGACUGUGAAAACUGCAAUAGCAGAUGAAUAUCCAGAUGGAUCCAUUAUAACUAAAACAAGCGAAAAAGUAUCUCUCACUGAAGAAACUCUUUAUACACAGCAGGACGAAGAAGACUCAGUCGAGAGAAAUAAAGUCGUAGCUGCUCUUCAACACCUUACUCCUGCUGACAAGCCAGAGGUGUCCGAAACGACUAGAGUAGAAGAGAUCAAAGAUGGAAAACACGUUAUAAAGAGAAAUAUAUUGACUAAAAUCGAAAAAACAAAGUAUUGUGAUAAAGAAGGUAAAAUUAUAAAACAGAAAACUGUUACAACUGUUACCACUGCUGAUCACUAUCCUGAUGGCUCGAUUCGUACAACUGUAGAUACUAGUACAUCUGUGAGUGAUAUGCAAUUAGACGAUAUGCCUCAGACACAAGCUUUGGAUGAAUUUACUAAUUUAGAAGACAAAUCAGUCAGUGUACGAACUGAUGAAAAUUUGACGGUUAGAGAUGGUAAAAAAGUAAAGCAAAUAAUAACGACAACAACUACUAAAGAAGUAUUGGCAUCGGCAGAUGAAUCUAAAAAGAAAAUUCGAACGACAACUGAAGUCAUUACUGAGACGAAACUCCCGACAGGAGUGACUGAAGUUACAAAAGAUGUCAAAGUUUCAGUCGCUGAUUAUGGCGUAGAAAUGUUUGAUGAAAAUCUUACCGGAUACACAGAAGUUGGCGAACCAAAGGAACACACAACUAUGGAAACAGAGCAUAUUAAAAGCAACGGCCUCGAUAUCAUUAGGAAAAUAGCAGUAACAACUAUUCGACAAGAAUAUGAGAAUACUUCGAUUAGAUCCCGAAAAAUAAAAACUAAUGUUAAAACGGUAGUUGAAGACGAAUACCCUGAUGGAACUGUUAUAACUAAAAAAAGCGAAAAAGUGUCUAUUGCUGACGUUUUUUUGAAAACUCCAGCUGCAGAAACUGAGGCAGAUGAUACUGAGCAUCAAGACUCCUAUAUAGAUGACAAUGAAAUCGUAGAAGAUACAACAGAGGAAUCUGACGUCAAAAAUGAAACGAUUCAACAGGGAUCUUUAAUAAUUAAACGAAUAAUAACCACGAAAACUAAACGUGAUACAUUGGCUAGUAAUGAUGUAAAUGUCAAACGCGUUAGAACUACUGUAGAAACUGUGACGGUUGAUGAAUACCCUGACGGUUCGACAGAGACCACUAAGGAUGUGAAGAUCACCAUUUCUGAAUUCCAGAAAACAUCGGGCAGCGACUUGCAGGCCGCACUACAAGGACUCAACCCUACUGGUAAAAUUAAAACAUCUGUUGAUAAGAAAACAAAUGUUAUAAUGGAAAGCGGAAUGAGAAUAACGCAGACUAUUACCACCUAUGUUACCAAAGAAGAACUAAAAAAUGAUAAUACAAAUGAAAUCGCAGUCAAAACUGUUACAGAAACUAUUACGGAGAACGCUAAAGACGAUGGUACUGUUGAAACUACUAAAGACGUUCGAACACAAAUCACAUACCUGCCUAUUGGCACCGGGCUUGACGAUUGGUCUCCAGAAGAGCUAGAGGAAAUCGAAAAGCAACCAGUGGCCCAAGAAGAAAAACCAAAAGUAGAAGAUCUCCCACUUAAACUAAAACCAGAGACCAAAGUUGAAAGCAAACAGAAAAAGCAGCGGUCACCUGUAGGCGAAAUUACCACUGAAACGGAUACAUAUACGAAAAUAGUCAAAGAAGGUGAAAAUGAAAUUACACAAACUAUAACUGUGGUGACAACCAAAGAGGUGAUCAGUCCAGAGAAAAUCAAAAUAACGGUCGAAACUACGACAGUCAGUAAGGGUAGCGACGGGGUUAUUAAAACAACCAAAUCAACUAAGACUACCAUUUCGGAAAUCAAAGAAGAAUACGAAGAGAUAAUCGACACUGGUGAAAGUGAGAAAUCUUUUUCGAAACUUUCAUCUAAGACUGGCGACAUGAGGAGUUCGUCCGCUGCAAGUGACGAUUUAGAUCACCCAGGUACGUCUUCCCCAUCAGACAUCAGUUCCAGGGGUUCAAGAGCUGCUACGCAUUUUUGGGGUACGGAAAGUAGUGGUAUUUAUUACAGUGACGACGACGGACAAGCUAGUCCCAGCAGUACUAAGUCACAGAUUGCGCAUUCUCCACGAUCAAAUCUUAGCUUCGAGUUAGAUGCUAAACAGCUUCAACAACUUGACGACAAGGAUAUGGAUACCGCAUUACAUAAAGACCCAAUGUCCUCCUCAAUUUAUGGACAACUACCAGAAGAUGAUUCCUGUGCGUCUUCGUCUCAUUCAGACGUUAAAAGUGUAGUUGAGAAAAGUGUUACGAAAAAGACAGAAGAAUUCUUGACACAGGAGAAACUUAAAUCAGAUGUUGUAGUGCUCAAGAAAUCAGAUGCUACCUUCUUGAAGGAGGCCGAUGAACACUUUGAGAAAGCUAUCGAAGAACAUAAGAAGGUGAGUGGUUCUGAUGUAAUCUCAAGUAUCACAGCCAAAUACGAACUUGACACACGGUCCCACUCAAGUUCAAGCAAAACGACAUCAAAAGAAGAAAGCAUUACGUUGAAAGACAUUAAAACCGAGACUAAAAAAUCCACUGAAACAUCUUCUAGUCACAGCAAAAAGUCUUCGACGGAAAGAUUUGAACAAAGCAGUAAAACUUUUGACAAAGAUCCGAUCGAGUCUUGGGGGAAACCUCUCGGCCUACCUAGUCCAAUUAUGCCGCCAAAUCAGCAUGACGGCAAAAGUACUCCGAAAAAGCAAAAUACCAGUUCUACAAUUUUGAACAAGAAUAAACUAAACCAAGAGAAAAGCAAAGAAGCUAAGAGAGCGUCAGAGUCUCCUAGCAAGAAGAAGACGCCAGCUCCAGUCUACAUGGAGCUAACAUACGUUCCUCAUCACGGCAACUCAUAUUACUCUGCCGUGGAAUUCUUCAAACGUGUCCGCGCACGUUAUUAUGUUUUCUCCGGAACUGAACCUUCGAAAGAAAUUUACAACGCCCUUCUUGACGCCAAAAAGACUUGGGAGGAUAAAGAUUUGGAAGUGACCAUAAUCCCCACAUAUGACACCGACGUCCUGGGCUACUGGGUGACGGAGAAUGAGGAAGCCUUGGAGAAGUACAAGAUCGACCUGUCUCCCUCUGCUUCACGCUGCACCAUAAACCUGCAAGAUCACGAGACCUCGUGCGCGGCCUAUCGCCUUGAGUUUUAGGUGCCGGGUCUAUUUGUGGCCUUCUCAUCGAAGAAGUAAUUCUCACUAAAACUCCACGACUGUUCUAGAACGGGGGUACCAAAGAGUUUUCUUUUUGUAGGGAUUUAUUCGUCUGUGAUAAUGCUGGAAGGUUCUAGAGCCGAGUCGUGGGGCGAGAACUCUUCUUCGCAUGAGGGUCCGCAAAUAGAUUGUGUUUGUGAUAACGCAAUGAACAGACUGCUAAUGAGUUUGAUAUGAAAUCUUAGUUUUAUAGAAAUUGAUGGAGUUAUACGAAGUAGUGCUGCCGUUGAUGUGUUUAGUGAUGUUGUUCCAAUUCAUGUCCUCGACCGAAUCCAGUUGAAGAGUAAAAACCGAUUUUCGACCUAAAUACAAAACGGAAACGUCCAUUUUUUUCUAAAUCACUUUUGUCAAGUAGCUUCGUUGAAUGGUAUUUUGAAAGAUUUGGUCUUAUAUUGAAACAGUAGAGCUUUUAUAUAUGAAAUAUUUAGCUUGUCCAGUCCAUUUUGUUUAGCCGGAACACCGCUUGGCGUGACGAAAAUACGAUUUAAAAAUGUAAAAAAAAAUAAUUAAUAAAAACAAUUAUUUUGCUAUCGCAUUGUGAGGUUUUGAAUAGUAUACUGUAAUUUGAAAUUAGCUGAAAACGCUGUAAAAAUAUUUCGUUUCAGAAUUUUCAUGAUGGACACGUGUUUAAUAUUAAAAUGUCGGAUAUGAACUGGCUAGCCUUGACGCACAUUUAUGUCAAGGUUCGUUCUAGUAAUAAAUAUAGGGGAAUGUCUGAAAGACAUUUUUUAGCGAAACCAGAACAUACAAGGUCAUCACUCUUAAAGGUGACAUAUUAUGAAUAUUCUAUCUAGAAUUACGGAGGCGUUAUUAUCUAAUACAGUUUCCAAACAAAGAACAGUUAAUUAACAUCUACAAUCGAAAUCAUAAAUUGACAUUUACUUUACGUGUUGAUUCGAUUCACUUUUUUCUCAUACGAAUCAAAUUCGUUCAGGAAAUGCCUGUAACUUGGAUGAGUUUGAAACGUAUGUGAGAUCUGUCGAGUUUUAUCAACGCAAGUGACGAUUGACCUUUGUGAUUGGAGACGAACUAUGAGCCUAAAUUAUAGAGAGCUUAUCCAAAUGUUUAGUAGAACUAUAUAGAAGAAUCAAUUCGUUUUGAAGUUACUUGCUUGUUACGUCUAGUAUGAAAACUAUAAAUAUAUCGAUUUAUGUUGUUGAUUUGAACAAAAAAUGUUUACUCUGUCUAAUGUUUAAUGAGAUGUCGUUGUCUCUCUGUUAUUAUGAUUGGCCAUUUGUAUUUUAUGAUCAGUUGUAUUUUUGUGUAUAAUUUUUUUUUUUCAAAUUUCUAGUCUAGUUACCCAAAUGUUGGCGACUUUGGUUCGUCAUUGUUCCUAUUUAAUUUCGACAUGUAUUUCUCAAUUGAUUUCGAUUUUUUUAAACCCCGAUAAAUAUAUCUUUAGGAAUUUAGAAAUGUUUUUUUUUUCAAUGUUUAACAUACAUGAAUGGUGCGUGAAUGUAAUCAUAAUUCACUAUAAGCCUUCCGAUUAAUUUUGAAUUGCCAAAAAUACCCCUCAAAUCUAACGUCAAUUAAUUUAUAAGCUGUAAUGUUUCAAGCGAUCGCUCGAACAUUGCUUCUUUGUAUUGCCUACCAAACUUAUUGUAGUUUCAAUAUUAUAACAUUAUCUCUUAAAAAUACACCAGCACAAUCAAAAAAAAAAAAAAAGAACAAAUUAAAUAUACACAUUAACUUCAGAUAAAUGUAUGAAUGGGAUUUUAUUUUAUAGUAAAUUAUAUAUAUAUUUAAUAUUUAUGUCAUAUAGGUUUGAUUGAUGUGAGCACAAUAUUUAUGUUUCAUAAUGUUAUGUGUUUAAAUGCUUCUCGCUAUCGGGAGGAGACUACAGGGAAGUGAAAUACCUAAUGAGACGGAAUCUGAGCCGAUGUCGGAACUAAACAACUUGGCUAUGCCGACACUACGCUUUGCUUAAAGCUGUGAUAUCCAAUCACCGGCUACGCAAGCAAGAUUAUUGACCUUGAAUUUAAAUUAUGGCAUAUUUCGGGCAUCGGCAAGGACAGGCUUUGUUAUGAUUUGAAAGAUGGCUUCUUUUCUUCCGGGUCGCAUCGCCCGAUUUUACAUUAUUGUACUUUAUAGCUAGAACUCUAAAUAAUGCAUAAUAUUAGGAGUUUAAACGUGUUACUAUUAUCUAAGAAUUGUAUCAGCUUAGUGAACAUCAAUAGCUCUAUGAGAAUCAAAAUUAUUAAAUAAAUAAUCAUUAUUGAAA
Messenger RNA from Bombyx mandarina (wild silkworm), 22647 nucleotides. Its product is annotated as microtubule-associated protein futsch. Lineage: Eukaryota; Metazoa; Arthropoda; Insecta; Lepidoptera; Bombycidae. The record is from RefSeq and is a predicted model, not a curated record.